Messenger RNA from Penaeus monodon (black tiger shrimp), 839 nucleotides. RefSeq lists its product as uncharacterized. The record is from RefSeq and is a predicted model, not a curated record. The transcript is spliced from 2 exons. Lineage: Eukaryota; Metazoa; Arthropoda; Malacostraca; Decapoda; Penaeidae. The coding region runs from base 135 to 656 and encodes 173 amino acids.
CCACGUGACAGGGUAACCGGGGACACGAGAUACUGUCCUUGUUCCACCCCGACCACAGGUAUAUAAAGCGGUCGACUGACUUUGUUUACAUCAUUCGCUCUCUCGACAGCGGUAACACACAACCCUCCUACAGGAUGCAGCUGACCCUCGCAACCCUCGCGCUCCUGAUGGUGGCCGCCAUGCACUCGGCCGCCGGGACUCUCGUGCUCACCACGGGCUCCGUGGCGCUUUCGAGCAGCGCCGCCGCCCUGGCCGCCCUGAAGCUGAGCGCAGUAGGCGGCGCUAUCUUGGGCAGCGCCAUCGCCUCCCGUGGGCGCUCCAGGGGCAAGCGAGAGCAGGUACAGUGCUUGCCCGUUGCCAACACCGAGCUGUACUUCACCCUGGCCGCCAACUCCGACAAACUGGGCUGCGUCCAGCGGUUCGUGUGCGAAGUGUCCGCCCGGGAUGAGGCCGACCUGACGGAGGACGAGAGGCUGUUCAGAGACGCCUUCACCUCCAGCCACGCCCCCGGAGCGGGAUCCGCCCAGAGCCUGUUCGUGCGCGCGGCCUCCGUCGGCGCCAAGGGGGACCUCCGCCUCUGCGCCGACGAGUACAGCAAGUGCCCCAUCGACGGGAAGACCCUCCUGAGGGAGUUUAACAAGGCCCAGCUGCAGUAGGGGCAACCACGCUGCUCUCGAGGGGAAGGAAGCUGCAGUGAGUUCCUUCUCUCGAUCCGCGAGUCGUGUGGAUCUCCCUUUUCUCUCAGGCAGCUACGAAAUCUCUCUGAAUUUUUAUUCAAAAUGAAUAAUAUUUCCGGAAUUUCUUCCGUUACGAUGUUAAUAAAAUGGAGGUGCUUUUAA